Molecule: messenger RNA, 1659 nt
Organism: Ziziphus jujuba (common jujube)
Lineage: Eukaryota; Viridiplantae; Streptophyta; Magnoliopsida; Rosales; Rhamnaceae
Product: E3 ubiquitin-protein ligase AIRP2
Exons: 5
Coding region: 443-1198 (251 amino acids)
Biological process (GO): protein ubiquitination
Molecular function (GO): ubiquitin protein ligase activity
Source: RefSeq, a predicted model, not a curated record
GAGAAGGUAUCCCUUUCUUUUCUUCUACUGUGUGUGAAAGGUUUGAAACUCUAAGCAUUAAGCAAACAAAACCUGCCAUCUUCUCCUCUCUUAUUUCUUUAUCAACCAUCAACUUCUUCUUAUUUACCCAAAAAAAAAAAAAAAAAAAACUAUCAAUUUCUUCCUCCAUUUUUUUUUUCUCCUUUUUAAAUCCUCUCAACAACUGAAUCACCUCUCCAUCAUUUCCUUUUGUAUUACCAAAAAAAAAAAAAAAAAAAAAAAAAGCUACUUCCAACCACUGCCCUCUAACAAAGCCACACUCUUCUUUUUUUAAAUCUUUAUCAUCUUUUUCCUUUUUGGUCUUCCUGUUAUUCCUUUUAUUCUUCUCCUUUUUUUUUUCUUUUUUUCUUGUUGGUGCAUUUUCCAUUUUUCUUUUUCUUUGCCGUUUCUCUCAAAGGAACAUAUGCGGCAAAAACUGGCAAAAAAAUCUUCUUUUGGAGAAUCUGUUAAGGCCCUUGAAGCUGAUAUUCAACAUGCCAACAACCUGGCUGCUGCUGUCCCCAGAGAUUAUAGUGGGGAUUUUAUACAGAUGAGAUUAGCUUACAGCCCAUUUGCACCCAUUUUCAUGUAUUUGAUUGAAUGGAUGGAUUAUAGUUGCACUGAUGCACUACCCAGUUAUUUAGGCCUUCUACACAUACUUAUCCACAAGGUAUAUGUUGAUGGAAUGCCAUCCCUUUCCUCGAAAGAAAGGAAAGCCAGUCUAAGGGAAUUUUAUGCCGUAAUAUAUCCUUCACUUAGGCAGCUUGAAGGCGAGUUUAUCGAACUAGAAGAUUUUAAUACAAGAAAUCAAUACCAAGAUGUUUUAAGCAAGAAAAGCGGGGAAAACCAGAGGAAGCUUUCUGAUAAAGAUCCAGAGAGAGAUGAUGAAUGUGGGAUAUGCAUGGAAAACUGCACAAAGAUGGUAUUGCCCAGCUGUGGGCACUCCAUGUGCAUCUGCUGCUUCCAUGACUGGAAUGCACGAUCACAAUCCUGCCCUUUUUGCCGCGGAAACUUAACAAAAAUUAGCUCUAAAGACUUGUGGGUUCUCACUAGUACCUUUGAUGUUAUUGAUGCAGUAACUCUUGCAAAGGAAAACCUGAGAUGUUUCUAUCUUUAUAUUGAAAACCUGCCUAUCCUUGUGCCGGACUCGCAUGUGGUUGUAUAUGAUUACAUGCUCUGACUUACAAUAGAAGAACAAAUUGGUUGAAACUAUACAAAAUGCUGACUAACCUCUCGUAAAUAGACUGUUAUGGGGAAGUUGAUUGAAUUCGCACCUAUGUGGCUCAUGGAUGGUUGAAGAGCUCAUUUAUGGUAGCUGUAUAUACUCAGUUAAAAUCCUGGAUUGACUGUAUCCUGAACUUAACACAGCAGGCGGCUUUGAAGUUUAUACAUUACCCCAAAGAUCAGCCUGCCCAAAAGCAAGGAUUAUUAGGAUUGCAAGUCUGUGGAAACAGUAAUAUCUAGUGUAAAAAUAUAUAGUAGGUAUGCCUGGCAUUCAACUCAGCUAUUUUAGAACCUGAGUUUGGAAUGGAAAUGGCAAGAAAUUUGCUUGUUUCUGGGAUUAUGCUUAGUAUUUACAUUGUAUUACUAAAGUCAUGAUUCAAAUAAAUAAAAAACCAAUAUUUUACUGAUCAUUGUGAA